AUGGCGUUCCAAGUCGCGAUCCCCAAGCUUGAUGUUGCCGCCGUCACCUCGGAUCUCUGGCCGUCUUUCUCUCGAAACCUGGCCGCUCCUUGGAAGAAGGCCAAUCAAGUCUCAACGACUCACGCCAGCAACUCUCGGAAUACUCUCAGACAAGAACAUGAGAAGGGUCCCGAACAUACAGCCUUACCUGAGUAUCUGAGGAGCGUCCCCAUGGAAGCAUUGCGAGCGCAGGUCAUCGGCCGGGCCGCACAACAAGGAUGGUCACCGUUGCUGAAGCAAUGCAAUCCACUUCGGACCUCAUCGUUUACGCCGUCUUCUAGCGCUACCCCUAGUGCUCGUUCCUACUCUACCCUGACUCCGUUCCGCCUCCACACCUUACGCGCGGCCCUGAAGGUCAACGGUCUUUCCAAAACACACCAACAGCGAUACUUGUUCGGAGGAUCCUGGCAUCAAAUACUCGCCCAGAAGGAGAAGAUUGCCAACAAGAGCCCAAACAAUGCAGACGCCCAGAAUGCUUUCUAUACGGCUCUUUUGCGUGCGAACAUGCCUAGCAUAGUUAUCGAGCGACACCGAAGCGGCUAUUUCGCUGGAGAUACCACAACUGAAGCCUUGGUCCAACGGGCCCAGGCAAGCAUUGGUGGCGCCGACGCUGGAGCUCACGCCGGCUCAACUCACAACUUGAGCCCCGAACAGCUCCAGGCUGUCGGUCAAGCGGUUGCUGCUCGUGCUACUGGUAGUCAAAUCGGAAUGGGAAAGCAGAACGGCACUGGCGCCAAAGACGCUCCUCUCUACGUCGUUGUCGAUGAAUCUCUCGGGAGCACAGUCUUCCGCUGGGUCAAGUUUUUGCUCAUCUUCGGCUUCUUCACCUACAUCUCUCUGGUAACGGUCACGAUCUUGGUUGAGACCACUGGUGUGUUGAAGAAUGUCAGGGGUGCACAGGACAAGGAAGCUCAGGCUGAACAGCAGACGGCUCGCUUCAGUGAUGUGCAUGGCUGCGACGAGGCCAAGGAUGAGUUGCAAGAGCUGGUGGAGUUCCUUAUCAACCCGGAGCGUUUCUCUACUCUCGGCGGUAAACUGCCCAAGGGUGUUCUCUUGGUGGGCCCUCCCGGUACUGGUAAGACCCUGCUUGCGCGUGCUGUUGCUGGCGAAGCGGGUGUCCCCUUCUUCUACAUGUCUGGAUCCGAAUUCGAUGAGGUGUACGUCGGUGUCGGUGCCAAGCGCGUUCGUGAUUUGUUCGCUCAGGCCCGCAACAAGUCUCCGGCCAUUAUCUUCAUCGAUGAACUGGAUGCGAUAGGCGGAAAGCGAAACGAGCGCGAUGCUGCUUAUGUCAAGCAGACUCUCAACCAGCUGCUGACUGAACUUGAUGGAUUCUCGCAAACCAGCGGCGUCAUCAUUAUCGCCGCUACCAACUAUCCUCAGCUCCUGGACAAGGCUCUUACUCGACCUGGUCGAUUUGACCGCAGAGUUGUUGUGGACUUGCCAGAUGUUCGCGGCCGGAUGGACAUUUUGAGGCACCACAUGAAGAACAUCCAAUUCGGCCCUGACGUUGAUGUGGGGGUCAUUGCACGAGGUACUCCCGGUUUCUCUGGUGCUGAUCUGGAGAACUUGGUCAACCAAGCGGCAGUCCAUGCCAGCCGUGACCGCAAGGCUAACGUUGGCUCGUUUGACUUUGAUUGGGCCAAGGAUAAGAUCAUGAUGGGUGCUGAGGCUCGAAGCCGCAUCAUCCAGGACAAGGACAAGCUGUUGACUGCGUACCACGAGGCUGGUCACGCUCUCGUUGCUCACUUCUCCCCUUCUUCCACCCCGCUGUACAAGAUCACCAUCGUUCCCCGUGGUAUGGCUCUCGGUAUUACCCACUUCCUGCCCGAGAUGGACACUGUCUCGAGGAACUACACUGAAUACCUGGCCGAUAUCGCGGUCUCCAUGGGUGGCAAGGCUGCGGAGGAGCUAGUUUUCGGUCACGACAAUGUCACGAGUGGCAUCUCAGCUGAUAUCCAAAGCGCCACCGAGACGGCGUUCACACUGAUCACCCGAUUCGGUUACUCUAAGAAGCUCGGCAACGUCGAUCUUUCUACAAACUACGAUAGCCUGUCAUCGGAAACCAAGCAGGAAAUCGAGGGUGAAGUGCGCCGUCUAGUCGAGGAAGCCCGAGACCGAGCAACCAAGAUCUUGACCGAAAAGCGCAACGAGUUGGAACUCCUAACCAAGGCGCUCAUCGAAUACGAGACCCUCUCAAAGGAGGAAAUGGAGAAGGUGCUCAAGGGCGAAAAGCUCCAGAAACUUACCUCUUCCCCAAGCGCGCCCAUGAAGCUUCCCGACGCCUUGCAAUCCGCGGCGAUCGUAUCACCAUCCCCGACUCAAGAGUAA
Penicillium bovifimosum is the source of this 2367-nucleotide messenger RNA. RefSeq names its product i-AAA protease YME1. Gene Ontology annotation, biological process: protein quality control for misfolded or incompletely synthesized proteins; mitochondrion organization. The coding region runs from base 1 to 2367 and encodes 788 amino acids. Lineage: Eukaryota; Fungi; Ascomycota; Eurotiomycetes; Eurotiales; Aspergillaceae. The transcript is spliced from 5 exons. The record is from RefSeq and is a predicted model, not a curated record. Gene Ontology annotation, molecular function: ATP hydrolysis activity; ATP-dependent peptidase activity; metalloendopeptidase activity. Gene Ontology annotation, cellular component: mitochondrial inner membrane.